Messenger RNA from Trypanosoma cruzi, 7602 nucleotides. RefSeq lists its product as uncharacterized. The record is from RefSeq and is a predicted model, not a curated record. Lineage: Eukaryota; Euglenozoa; Kinetoplastea; Trypanosomatida; Trypanosomatidae. Bases 1 to 7602 code for a protein of 2533 amino acids. The transcript has a single exon.
AUGGAGGAUUUUAGAAGUAGCGCAGGGUGCUCGCAAAAAGAUAUGUUAUGGGGAGGGGAAAAGAAAGAUUUAUUUGGUUCCGCUACAGCCGAUAGGCCCAAUCAAGUUGGCACAGAAAGCGCGGCAAGUGCGACUUCCAUAACGUGCGAAGAAGUGACACAAAUUGAGGAUCUUGAAUUAGACGAACUACGAGAUUCUAACGAUGGCUUUGUUACAACCCGUCAUAAAUUGCAAUUUGGUGGUGCUGGAUGGGGUUUCCUCAUGGAACAACAUUAUGACGAACUUUACGGGGCUUUUCGCAGUUCAACUGCAAAGGCGUUGGGACUCUCUGAGAUAGAUGUUUUUGGAAUUUGUUUUUCUGUCGGAUCACUUGUGGCGCAUUUUUCAAUUCGCCACCCCAUAUCCAUGUUGGGAAGGGAUAUAAAUCAAGCGCUGAUUAAAUACGAUUAUGCACUAGUUUGGGCGCUAUACCACAGAGGGGGGGAAAAAUAUGGGACACCUCAGCUAAUUACUACAGAAAACCCGUUAGUUUCUCCAGCACCAGCCAAGAAAAUCAACCGAGAUAAUGAGGAUGGGCAGCCGAUGGAAAGUAAUGCCAAAAAAGACAUUAGUCAAUAUAUUGCUACGCCUUCCACCGCAAGAGAAAUCCAUCAAAAUAAGGACAAUAUUGUAGUCAGCGGUUCCCCAACGCAUUCCUCAACUCACCAAAUGAGCUUUUCAGGGGCUUCAUGGGGUUCUAUUCUAAAAGAACACAUGGAGGAAAUUCAAAAGGCCAUCGAGCACGACGUUUCUGACGCCACGGGUACUUCUGGCAAAUUUCAAACGAGACUAUGCUUUGAGGACGAAAAGCUGAUUGUAAUGUUUACAGCGACCUAUGAAAACAACGAGGGUUCACCAAUAAUGAACCGUCAGUUGUCAGAACACGAAUACCAACACAUCCGGAAUAUAUAUAAAAAGAAAAACGACGGGGCAACAAGCAGAUUCAAAAAUAAGGGAAAAGAAAACAGCGAUUUGACACACAAAAAGCGAUUCUCUGGAACCCAAAUCGCGGCACAUGAUUUACCAACCCUUCAGUGGGCCACACGAAUCCCAGAAAAUCCCUCUACAAAAAAUGAGGUUACCAUUAUCACGCCGCGACGAAUUCUACUAGGCGGUAAUCGCGCUGUGGAGAGUGCAAUGCCAGUUGAGACCAUGAUAGUAACGGAGAAUUAUCACCAGGAUUCCGUGGUGACACACCACCGUGUGCAGUUUGACGGUGACGACUGGGAUGCUGUUCUGGAGCGGAAGCGUGCUGCGUUGUGUGAGGCGUUUGAUGCCGACGUUUGUGGGGCGGUGGGCAUUCCUCGUGGGUCAGUGGUGGAUUUGGAGUUUAAAAGUGGAGGUCUCUUUGCCGAGUUUGGUGUCCGUCAUGCGCCUUCGCUUCGUAAGCGUGAUGUGGAUAAGCGUCUUGCACGGUGCGAAUUUUGUAAGACGUGGGAGCUGUACGAACCACGGAACCUUAUGAUGAUUAAGGAUGAGCCCGUUGGUGGUGGUGUGGCGGACGGCGUUGUGGCACCUGAGGAUUCCGUGGUGACACACCACCGUGUGCAGUUUGACGGUGACGACUGGGAUGCUGUUCUGGAGCGGAAGCGUGCUGCGUUGUGUGAGGCGUUUGAUGCCGACGUUUGUGGGGCGGUGGGCAUUCCACGUGGGUCAGUGGCGGAUGUAGAGUUCACCUUGGGCAGUCUGUCGGUUGCGUUUGGUGUUCGUCACGCGCCGUCGCUUUCUAAGCGUGAUGUGGAUAAGCGUCUUGGCGAAUGCAACUUUGAUGAGGUAUGGAGGCUGUAUGACCGGCGGAAUGAAGAUCAGCAAACGGGAGACGCUGUGGGUGACGCAGUGCCUCGUACUGGGGCACCGGAGGAGUUGCCUGUUCUACGGGCAUCGGAGGAGUUGCCUGUUCUACAGGGAUACGAGGAGUUGCCACGCACCUCGUCGAAAACGCAGUCCACGACAAAAAUGUCUUUUGUACGUGGAGAUUAUUCUCGGUCAGUCGUCACUGUGGUGAAGCCGCGUCUGAGCAUGCUGGGUGGGCACCAGGAGGAGAGUGCAGUGCCAAUUGAGAAUGUGAUGAUAUCAAAUUAUGAGGAGGAGCUUGUGGUGACACGCCACCGUGUGCAGUUUGACGGUGACGAAUGGGAUGCUGUUCUGGAGCGGAAGCGUGCUGCGUUGUGUGAGGCGUUUGAUGCCGACGUUUGUGGGGCGGUGGGCAUUCCUCGUGGGUCAGUGGUGGAUUUGGAGUUUAAAAGUGGAGGUCUCUUUGCCGAGUUUGGUGUCCGUCAUGCGCCUUCGCUUCGUAAGCGUGAUGUGGAUAAGCGUCUUGCACGGUGCGAAUUUUGUAAGACGUGGGAGCUGUACGAACCACGGAACCUUAUGAUGAUUAAGGAUGAGCCCGUUGGUGGUGGUGUGGCGGACGGCGUUGUGGCACCUGAGGAUUCCGUGGUGACACACCACCGUGUGCAGUUUGACGGUGACGACUGGGAUGCUGUUCUGGAGCGGAAGCGUGCUGCGUUGUGUGAGGCGUUUGAUGCCGACGUUUGUGGGGCGGUGGGCAUUCCACGUGGGUCAGUGGCGGAUGUAGAGUUCACCUUGGGCAGUCUGUCGGUUGCGUUUGGUGUUCGUCACGCGCCGUCGCUUUCUAAGCGUGAUGUGGAUAAGCGUCUUGGCGAAUGCAACUUUGAUGAGGUAUGGAGGCUGUAUGACCGGCGGAAUGAAGAUCAGCAAACGGGAGACGCUGUGGGUGACGCAGUGCCUCGUACUGGGGCACCGGAGGAGUUGCCUGUUCUACGGGCAUCGGAGGAGUUGCCUGUUCUACAGGGAUACGAGGAGUUGCCACGCACCUCGUCGAAAACGCAGUCCACGACAAAAAUGUCUUUUGUACGUGGAGAUUAUUCUCGGUCAGUCGUCACUGUGGUGAAGCCGCGUCUGAGCAUGCUGGGUGGGCACCAGGAGGAGAGUGCAGUGCCAAUUGAGAAUGUGAUGAUAUCAAAUUAUGAGGAGGAGCUUGUGGUGACACGCCACCGUGUGCAGUUUGACGGUGACGACUGGGAUGCUGUUCUGGAGCGGAAGCGUGCUGCGUUGUGUGAGGCGUUUGAUGCCGACGUUUGUGGGGCGGUGGGCAUUCCUCGUGGGUCAGUGGUGGAUUUGGAGUUUAAAAGUGGAGGUCUCUUUGCCGAGUUUGGUGUCCGUCAUGCGCCUUCGCUUCGUAAGCGUGAUGUGGAUAAGCGUCUUGCACGGUGCGAAUUUUGUAAGACGUGGGAGCUGUACGAACCACGGAACCUUAUGAUGAUUAAGGAUGAGCCCGUUGGUGGUGGUGUGGCGGACGGCGUUGUGGCACCUGAGGAUUCCGUGGUGACACACCACCGUGUGCAGUUUGACGGUGACGACUGGGAUGCUGUUCUGGAGCGGAAGCGUGCUGCGUUGUGUGAGGCGUUUGAUGCCGACGUUUGUGGGGCGGUGGGCAUUCCACGUGGGUCAGUGGCGGAUGUAGAGUUCACCUUGGGCAGUCUGUCGGUUGCGUUUGGUGUUCGUCACGCGCCGUCGCUUUCUAAGCGUGAUGUGGAUAAGCGUCUUGGCGAAUGCAACUUUGAUGAGGUAUGGAGGCUGUAUGACCGGCGGAAUGAAGAUCAGCAAACGGGAGACGCUGUGGGUGACGCAGUGCCUCGUACUGGGGCACCGGAGGAGUUGCCUGUUCUACGGGCAUCGGAGGAGUUGCCUGUUCUACAGGCAUCGGAGGAGUUGCCUGUUCUACAGGGAUACGAGGAGUUGCCACGCACCUCGUCGAAAACGCAGUCCACGACAAAAAUGUCUUUUGUACGUGGAGAUUAUUCUCGGUCAGUCGUCAGUGUGGUGAAGCCGCGUCUGAGCAUGCUGGGUGGGCACCAGGAGGAGAGUGCAGUGCCAAUUGAGAAUGUGAUGAUGUCAAAUUAUGAGGAGGAGCUUGUGGUGACACGCCACCGUGUGCAGUUUGACGGUGACGAAUGGGAUGCUGUUCUGGAGCGGAAGCGUGCUGCUUUGUGUGAGGCGUUUGAUGCCGACGUUUGUGGGGCGGUGGGCAUUCCUCGUGGGUCAGUGGUGGAUUUGGAGUUUAAAAGUGGAGGUCUCUUUGCCGAGUUUGGUGUCCGUCAUGCGCCUUCGCUUCGUAAGCGUGAUGUGGAUAAGCGUCUUGCACGGUGCGAAUUUUGUAAGACGUGGGAGCUGUACGAACCACGGAACCUUAUGAUGAUUAAGGAUGAGCCCGUUGGUGGUGGUGUGGCGGACGGCGUUGUGGCACCUGAGGAUUCCGUGGUGACACACCACCGUGUGCAGUUUGACGGUGACGACUGGGAUGCUGUUCUGGAGCGGAAGCGUGCUGCGUUGUGUGAGGCGUUUGAUGCCGACGUUUGUGGGGCGGUGGGCAUUCCACGUGGGUCAGUGGCGGAUGUAGAGUUCACCUUGGGCAGUCUGUCGGUUGCGUUUGGUGUUCGUCACGCGCCGUCGCUUUCUAAGCGUGAUGUGGAUAAGCGUCUUGGCGAAUGCAACUUUGAUGAGGUAUGGAGGCUGUAUGACCGGCGGAAUGAAGAUCAGCAAACGGGAGACGCUGUGGGUGACGCAGUGCCUCGUACUGGGGCCUCUGAUUCCAUGCUUCCUCCGCUCUAUGCUGCUGAAUAUCGGGAUGGCAUCUCGCCGAUGCUCCAGUCGUGUGAUGCUGUGCCUCCUGCGCUCUAUGCUGCUGAAUAUCGGGAUGCCAUCUCGCCAAUGCUCCAGUCGUGUGAUGCUGUGCCUCCUGCGCUCUAUGCUGCUGAAUAUCGUGAUGCCAUCUCGCCAAUGCUCCAGUCGUGUGAUGCUGUGCCUCCUGCGCUCUAUGCUGCUGAAUAUCGUGAUGCCAUCUCGCCAAUGCUCCAGUCGUGUGAUGCUGUGCCUCCUGCGCUCUAUUCUGCUGAAUAUCAGGAUGCCAUCUCGCCGAGGCUCCAGUCUUGUGAUGCUGUGCCUCCUGCGCUCUAUUCUGCUGAAUAUCGGGAUGCCAUCUCGCCGAUGCUCCAGUCUUGUGAUGCUGUGCCUCCUGCGCUCUAUUCUGCUGAAUAUCGGGAUGCCAUCUCGCCGAUGCUCCAGUCGUGUGAUGCUCUGCCUCCUGCGCUCUAUUCUGCUGAAUAUCGGGAUGCCAUCUCGCCGAUGCUCCAGUCUUGUGAUGCUGUGCCUCCUGCGCUCUAUUCUGCUGAAUAUCGGGAUGCCAUCUCGCCGAUGCUCCAGUCGUGUGAUGCUCUGCCUCCUGCGCUCUAUUCUGCUGAAUAUCGGGAUGCCAUCUCGCCAAUGCUCCAGUCUUGUGAUGCUCUGCCUCCUGCGCUCUAUUCUGCUGAAUAUCAGGAUGCCAUCUCGCCGAGGCUCCAGUCGUGUGAUGCUCUGCCUCCUGCGCUCUAUUCUGCUGAAUAUCGUGAUGCCAUCUCGCCGAUGCUCCAGUCUUGUGAUGCUCUGCCUCCUGCGCUCUAUUCUGCUGAAUAUCGUGAUGCCAUCUCGCCAAUGCUCCAGUCUUGUGAUGCUCUGCCUCCUGCGCUCUAUUCUGCUGAAUAUCGGGAUGCCAUCUCGCCGAGGCUCCAGUCGUGUGAUGCUGUGCCUCCUGCGCUCUAUUCUGCUGAAUAUCGUGAUGCCAUCUCGCCGAUGCUCCUGUCGUGUGAUGCUCUGCCUCCUGCGCUCUAUUCUGCUGAAUAUCGUGAUGCCAUCUCGCCGAUGCUCCAGUCUUGUGAUGCUCUGCCUCCUGCGCUCUAUUCUGCUGAAUAUCGGGAUGCCAUCUCGCCGAGGCUCCAGUCGUGUGAUGCUGUGCCUCCUGCGCUCUAUUCUGCUGAAUAUCGUGAUGCCAUCUCGCCGAUGCUCCUGUCGUGUGAUGCUCUGCCUCCUGCGCUCUAUGCUGCUGAAUAUCGUGAUGAGGAGCUAGUGGUGACACACCACCGUGUGCAGUUUGACGGUGACGACUGGGAUGCUGUUCUGGAGCGGAAGCGUGCUGCGUUGUGUGAGGCGUUUGAUGCCGACGUUUGUGGGGCGGUGGGCAUUCCACGUGGGUCAGUGGCGGAUGUAGAGUUCACCUUGGGCAGUCUGUCGGUUGCGUUUGGUGUUCGUCACGCGCCGUCGCUUUCUAAGCGUGAUGUGGAUAAGCGUCUUGGCGAAUGCAACUUUGAUGAGGUAUGGAGGCUGUAUGACCGGCGGAAUGAAGAUCAGCAAACGGGAGACGCUGUGGGUGACGCAGUGCCUCGUACUGGGGCCUCUGAUUCCAUGCUGCCUGUGCUCUCUGCCGCUGAGGGGUGCUCUUUUGUGCGUAAGAGUCCUGUGGGGAUUCAGGAUGUUGCUGUACCUUUACGCAUUAUGGAGGAUGUGCGAUCUGCCGGUUUACAGUCUGCAGAUGUGGUGGACUCUUUAUUUCGGAAGAAGGAUGGUUUAGUUGAUCGUGAUGAAGAGAAUAGACAUUUUUCGCACUCAGUGGAGCCCUCAAAGUUGUUUGCGGUGUACCGUAUUGGCUUUGUUGGAAAGGGGUGGAGGAGCGUUGUGGAUAAGCAUUUAUCGCGUUUGAAGGACUGCUUUCUUUACGACUUGUCGGACAUUAGCAAAUUUGUUCCAAGGUCGGUUGAGGGUGUUUCUUGUAGUUCUUCGGGGGAUGUUGUUGUGACGGUGUUGUUGGAGCACUUGUCUUCCUUGUCACAAAACGAGGUCCUUCGCAUGUUGGAUGAUGCACCAUUUUUGUCGAUGUGGCGCCUUCAUGAUGAGUGUAUCGCCGAGGGUUCUGUUGGUCGUACGACGACCUUUCACCGCGUCGGGUUUGUGGGAGCAGACUGGUCCAGUAAGAUUAAUGGGGAACUUGUGGGCGCCGCGUUUGUGAAGGACGUUGUGGAAGUGCUACAUGUCAGACCUGAGGACGUGCGUAUUGCGGGUUACUAUGUUAGUGAGAACCUUGUUAUUGAUUUCUACGUUGAACACAGCGAUUCCAUUACUGAGGGGCAAAUUGAUGAAUUAUUGAACGCGACCAUGUUUGAGAAUGUCUGGGAGGUUUACAGGCGUGAGAGAAACCCCGUCAUGCAAGAAUUGCAGCCGCUGCGUGUGACGCCGCGGCAAGCCAAAAUUCGUGCAAACCUUUCAAAAAUACCGAAAUCUGUUGCUGCCCGACAGCACCACGGCCUUUACGUGAAUAAUUCGGUCGGGUACCCUCGGCCUGGGCUACGGUACCGGCAGCCAAGGACUGACCUCAAACAAUGCCCCAGCGUGCCCGAAGAACCUCUUUAUGUGCCGCAUGAGAAGCACUUACCGACGUGGGAUCGCGGGGUGGAGCUUCCAAAUGUUGCGCUCUCUCCCCGUGCGUUGCCUUGGCCGCUGCGGACCGAUUAUACCAAGGCGCAGCAACAACGGCGUGUGAAUUUGAAUGAGGUAAGCGAGGUGCUGGGGCUGCAGCGACAGCAGGGGUCGCAGCUUCAGCCUGAAAGUGCCGAUAUCCCGAAUGCGUGCUUGGGAUCCUCCUAUCAGGAGUCGGGGUCUACGCGCCGAGGGGAAUCGAGGGACCGCCUGCACCAAUACCGCGAGAGAAUCCGGCGUCUCCUACCCAAAUGA